CAAAAUCAUCUGAAGGUUGUUUAUUUUCCAAAUUUCCAUGCUGUUUUUUUGAGUGAUGUCUGAAUGAAAAAAAUGUAAUCUUUGAAAUAUCUUUUUGGAAAAUGUUCACAAAAUUCCUAAAUGUUUCACAUUCAAAUAAUAUUACGCAACGAAUUUUACGAAAUGGCUACAUUAUAAAUCGUCCACUGCAAACAUCAACACAGAAUCGAGCAAAUCUUCGUGUUCUAAAACUUGUGGAUGAUAUACAGAAUCAAAAAUUUAAUAAUAAUAAAAAAACUAAAACGAAAAAAUCUGAUACAUUAAAAAAUGUAAUUGAAAAACAAUUUAAUAAGAAAAAAUAUGAAAAAAAGAAUUUGAUUCCGGUGGAAACAACAAUCGUCAAUGUUAAUGCUCAAACAAAACAAGUUGAAAACGAAUCAAAACCUGUAGAUAAAUCUAUUGAUUUAUUUGAAGAAUUAGGUUUGAAUGAUGUAGAUAAUAUUAUUGAAAAUGGUACCUAUUAUUAUCGUGAUAUGGAUGAAGAUUAUGAAAUAUAUGAAGAUGCAUUUAUGACCAAAAAAAAUUUACUUAGUUAUAUUCAUGUUUGUAUAUUUAAUGAUCAACUAACUGAAGCACAUUCAUUUUUAAUGGAAUUUUUGGGUAAAUUUUCCAAUUCAUUAUCAUCAAAUGAUAUUGCAACCUGUUGUGAAUUAUUGAUCAAAGGAAUGGCACGUAAAGGUAGUACGGAAGAUGUUCGUGAUCUAAUUUCAUUUAUUUGUGAUAAAUUAAAAAUAAAACCAAGUAUACAUGUAUAUGAAUGUUAUCUAUUAGCAUUAUGUAAACAAAUGAAAAAUGUUGAGAAUAAAAAUACAUUAAAUUGUUUAUUCGAAGAGAUGAAGAAAAAUGGCCUGAAUCCAGAAUAUCUUCUUUUUCGACCAAUUUUAAAUCAUAAAGAAGUGAAAAUGAUACGUACAUUUUUGAAUGAAAAUGCAAGUGAUCAAAAAUUUCGUAAAUUUAUUCAUCCAAAAAGAUAUGAUAAUCAUCUAGUCGAAAAAAUUUUACAAACUGAACAAAAACAUUAUGAUCCAUUCGAAGGAAUUGAUUUAUCCAAAAUGGAUGAUUAUGUUGAACAACAAUUCAAUAUUGAAAUGAAUUCAAUGGUUAAAGUUGAACCAAUCGAAGCACGAUUUUAUGAUUCGGAUAAAUCAAAAUCCGAAACAUUUUAUAAAGAUUUAAUUAAAAAACUUGAAAAUAAAUGGAAACAAUCAUUAAUGAUUUCAUUUGAAAAUUAUCUUAAAAAUUUAAAACAAAAACAUAAAAGAUUAAGUGGAAUUCCAUUUAUACAUUAUAUGACUAUAAUGGAACCAGAAAUCUAUAUAAAUGUUAUGUUAGAAGAAAUAAGAAAAUGUGCAUCAUUCAGUGAACAUUAUUCACCAUUUUCUGGACAACUAUUCGAAUCAUUAGGACGGAAAAUUAUGCAACAUUAUCUACUGCGUUCGAAUAUGAUUGAUGGAACAUUGAAUGAUUUUAAACAAUGUUAUAAACAAUAUGUAAAAUAUACACUUGAUCCAGAAAUGAUAAGAAAAUAUAAUCCAAGAGAAUAUUGGCAAUAUUUAAUUGAAAAUGGUUAUCAUUAUCAUUUUGAUGAAACAAAAUAUUGGCCAAAUAAUGUAUUGAAAGAAAUUGGUAAAGAUUUAUAUGAAAUUAUAUCAUCGGAAGCAAAAUUUAAUUCAGAUAUUUUAAAUAUGGUCGAAUUGGAACCAUAUUCCAUUCAACCGGUUAUAUCAUUUUUCUAUAAAAAUCAUGAAACAUUUAAAACAAAAAAAGAAGUCCGUGUGAAUCCAUUGUUGAUAAAAAUCUAUGAAGGUGCUGGAUCGGAUAUUCUGUUUGAAUCGGAACGUUUACCAAUGUUAUGUCCACCAGUACCAUGGAUUAAUGUAAAUUUUGGUGGUAAUUUACUUGUUCAUAAUUUUCUUGUUCGUCUUCCAUUAUAUUAUCCAAAACAUCGUUUAAAACGAACACCUGUUCAACAACUUUAUCCAACAUUUGAUUCAUUAAAUGCUUUAUCACUUUGUCCAUGGAAAAUUAAUGAUCGUAUUCUUGAUGUUGCUAUUGAUAUAUUUAAAAAUAAUGGAAAUAUUGAUCUUGAUAUACCGGUUUCAUUAUCAUAUUUUGGUCCAUUACCACGAUCAUCAUGUGAAAUGUCACGUAAAGAACGUGCUUUAAUAUAUUAUAAACGUAAACUGCAGAAAAAAGAACAAGCUGAAAUGUAUAGCCUUUGGGUGGAUUGUUUUUAUAAAUUAUCAAUUGGUAAUUCUCUUCGUGAUAAAUAUUUUUGGUUUCCAAUUAAUACCGAUUUUCGUAGCCGUGUAUAUCCAAUUCCACCAAAUUUUAAUCAUCUUGGUAAUGAUUUAUCACGUGCUUUAUUAUUGUUUGGUAAAGGAAAACCAUUAGGUGAAAAAGGUUUAAAAUGGUUAAAAAUUCAUCUAAUUAAUUUGACUGGUUUGAAAAAAAGAUGUUCAGUAAAAGAACGACUUGAAUAUGCUGAUGAAAUUAUUGAUCUAAUAAUGGAUAGUGCUGAUAAUCCAUUGACCGGGAAAAAAUGGUGGAUGUCAAGUGAUGAAAAAUGGCAAACACUUGCAUGUUGUAUUGAAUUGACCAAUGCAUUACGUAGCCCAGAUCCAUAUGCAUAUGUUAGUCAUAUGCCAAUACAUCAGGAUGGUUCAUGUAAUGGUCUUCAACAUUAUGCAGCACUUGGUCGUGAUAUUCUUGGAGCCAAAUCAGUCAAUUUAAGUCCAAGCGAAUAUCCACAGGAUGUUUACAGUGAUGUUGCUGCAUUAGUUGAAGCAGAAAUUGAAAAAGAUUGUGCUAACGGUGUUGAAAUUGCCAAUAUUGUUAAAGGUUUUAUAACACGAAAAAUAGUCAAACAAACUGUGAUGACCUAUGUAUAUGGUGUGACUAAAUAUGGUGCCAAACUUCAAGUACUUAAACGAUUGAAAGAGGAUUCACAUUUCCCAGAAUCACAUAAAGUUACAGCAUCGGUUUAUAUUUCUGAAAAAAUUUUAUUCUCCAUACGAAAAAUGUUUACACAAACACGAAUUAUUCAGGAUUGGCUGACCGAUUGUGCACAAAUCAUUUCAACUGAUUAUAAUUCAACUGUUGAAUGGAUUACACCACUUGGUUUUCCAGUCAUUCAAUCAUAUUACAAAAAUCCAAGAAAAAAUGCACCAACUCUACUUAUACCGAAUUCAAUGAAACAAAAAAAUGCUUUUCCAGCCAAUUUUAUUCAUUCAUUAGAUUCAAGUCAUAUGAUGUUGACAUCAUUAGAAUGUCAUCGUAAUGGUCUAACAUUUUCAUCCGUACAUGAUUGUUAUUGGACACAUGCAUCACAAAUUGAUAUGAUGAAUUAUUUUUGUCGUAAACAAUUUAUUGCCUUACAUAAUGAACCAAUAUUGGAUAAUUUAGCCAGAUUUUUACGUAAAAAAUUAGAACUUUAUGAUAAAAAUCAUAAAAGAUAUUCAUCCGAAUAUAGUGAACUAAUCAAACAUAUUGAUCGUAGUAUACCGAAAGGUGAAUUUCAAUUAAAUUCCGUUAUGGAUUCUGUAUAUUUUUUUAGCUAAAUCAAAAUACAAAUAUCAAAAUAC
This is a messenger RNA of Dermatophagoides pteronyssinus (European house dust mite), 3623 nucleotides long. It is a transcript of the gene PolrMT, whose product is annotated as mitochondrial RNA polymerase. NCBI's taxonomy places the organism in Eukaryota, Metazoa, Arthropoda, Arachnida, Sarcoptiformes, Pyroglyphidae. The record is from RefSeq and is a predicted model, not a curated record. Gene Ontology annotation, biological process: mitochondrial transcription. Gene Ontology annotation, cellular component: mitochondrial DNA-directed RNA polymerase complex. Gene Ontology annotation, molecular function: mitochondrial promoter sequence-specific DNA binding; protein binding; DNA-directed RNA polymerase activity.